Messenger RNA from Lycium ferocissimum, 1250 nucleotides. Its product is annotated as polyadenylate-binding protein 1. NCBI's taxonomy places the organism in Eukaryota, Viridiplantae, Streptophyta, Magnoliopsida, Solanales, Solanaceae. The coding region runs from base 196 to 873 and encodes 225 amino acids. The record is from RefSeq and is a predicted model, not a curated record. The transcript is spliced from 6 exons. Gene Ontology annotation, molecular function: RNA binding.
GUGAAAAGGAGAGUUUGUAACUUGUCAUCCUCUCCGUCGAUCUCCGACCGACUUAAUUCCCCCGCAAAUCCCCCCUAAUUCCAAAUCCGCCCAAUUUCUAAACCUAGAAAAAUCAAUUUCACUGAUUUAUAUACUGUGAAAUCAGUAUAUUUAUAUACCUACACACAGUUAGAGAGAGAGAGAGAGAGGGGAGAUAUGGAGCACGAAGAGGAGAAUGAAUACGAGGAGCAUGAGCACGAGGUUUACGGAGGUGAAAUACCGGACGAAGAAGGAGAAAUGGAUGCCGAGUAUGACACUUCUGCUGCUGCCCCUGAAUCUGAGGAUGAUCCUAAUGCUAAGGAGUUAGAGAAUAUGAAGAAGAGAUUGAAGGAGAUUGAGGAUGAAGCAGGAGCUCUUCGCGAAAUGCAGGCCAAAGUCGAGAAAGAAAUGGGCUCUGCACAAGAUCCAACUGCUUCUGCUAGUCAGGCUGAAAAGGAGGAGGUGGAUGCACGAUCCAUAUAUGUUGGUAAUGUAGAUUACGCUUGCACGCCUGAGGAAGUGCAACAACAUUUCCAAUCCUGUGGCACUGUUAACAGGGUAACUAUCUUGACUGACAAAUUUGGCCAGCCGAAAGGGUAUGCUUAUGUUGAAUUUGUUGAAAUGGAGGCUGUUCAAAAUGCACUUCUGUUGAAUGAAUCAGAGCUUCACGGGCGGCAGUUGAAGGUAUCCGCGAAGCGGACAAAUGUUCCUGGUAUGAAGCAAUUUCGAGGAAGGCGAUUCAAUCCUUAUGCAGGAUUUCGCCCUCGACGUCCGUUUGUGCCUGGUGCUCCAGUAUUUCCACCUUUUGGAAGGGUUCCAAGGUUCAGACGCCCCAUCCGCUACAGGCCAUACUAAUGGAUCUUACUCCAGAUUGCUGGCCUUCCUUGUAGAAGUGAAAGAGGCAUCUGCUUGUUUUACUCUCUUUGGUUUCCUUGGGGAAGGCAAAGGAUGUUAUAUUUCAAAUUUUCUGUACCAUUUAAGUCAUGACUUAAGGGGGCUGACAUAAAUUUCAGCUCUGUUGAUCAUGUUUUAGGUUUGUGGGGAUACAGAUGUUUUUUUCUAUCACUGGCUUGCUCAGGUGCUUGCAUUUUGGGCAGCAAAAGGAAAAGACAGCAAAUAGAUACUUGUUGUAGAUGGUUAUGUUCUCUUUGAAUUAUGCCCCCUGAUUUACUGUGUAACGAAAGGUGUUUUAAGUUUGACGAGUGUCUAAUGGUCGAGACUCUUGAGCUACU